CAGUAAACAAAAAUGUAUUCAUCGUCACAUCAAAACACCUAUAUUAAAAUAAACUUGAUCACAAUAUUCUACUCACUUCUGGAUUUUUUUGCCCGGAUGGAUAUCAAUUUGGUGUUGAGUUUCUUUCUGGGGAUCUGUUCGUUGCAGGUCUCCGUGCUAGCACAAAGUGAAGCAGAACCAGAACUUGGAUUCCAGUUCCCUAACUUCUUCAACUUUGGUAACUCAAAUCGCUCCGUAAAUUUCUUUCUUUACAACAGGGAAAGUAAUUCGACUCCAGCUGUUUUCCAUGCCUUAGUUCGCCGCCGAAGUUUAUUGCCCAACUUUAGAAAUAAUAAGCCACUCAAAGUUGUUAUCCAUGGUUGGAUGGGAAGAGAUGACAAACGUUUUUGUUCAAAUAUCAGAGAAGGCUUGUUGAAGAAUGAAGACGUGAACGUGAUUACGGUUGAUUGGUCUGGAGACGGUUCCACGAAUUUGCUGUAUCCCAUUGCGAGGAGUAGGGUUCCCGAAGUGGCAGCUACCGUUGCUGAAUUCUUGGACAAUCUCAAUCAGCGAUACGGUGUGAAGCUCGAAGACAUACACGUUUUGGGUCACAGUUUGGGUGCACACAUUGCCGGUAUUGCAGGCUACAAGGUCACCACUGGGAAGAUCGGCAGGAUAACAGGGUUAGAUCCCGCCGGACCCUUCUUCAGCAUGGAAAAACCUGAUGAGAGACUGUCUAAGGACAGUGCUAUUUUUGUAGAUGUGAUCCACACCUGUGGAAAAUUCUUAGGAUUCGAUGACCAAUUGGACAUGCAGACUUCUAUCCUAACAGUGGAAAAUUCAGACAGCCUGGUUGCGGAUUUGACAUAUAUGGUGCUUGCAGUCACAUAAGGUGCUACUUCCUUUACCUAGAGAGCCUAAAAAACAGGAAAGCAUUCCCUGCUAUUCCUUGUCCAAGCUGGAAAGCCUACGAGAAUGAUAAGAAAUCUUGUGAUAUUGGAAAGAUGGUCUACAUGGGAGAAGGGCUAUCUACAAGUGCAAGAGGUGUGUAUUACUUGAAAACCAAUGGUGAAAGUCCGUUUGGAUUGGGUAAAGUGUAAUGAAGAGAACAAACAGACAAGCAAGAAAAUUAUUUUUGAAUCAAGCUUUUUAUUAUUUU
Messenger RNA from Nezara viridula (southern green stink bug), 1138 nucleotides. The record is from the annotation of a GenBank genome assembly. Lineage: Eukaryota; Metazoa; Arthropoda; Insecta; Hemiptera; Pentatomidae.